AUGUCUUCUUUAUGUUGCACGACAUAUCAAGCAUGUGAUAGUAAAAUAUUCUCAAAAGCAAUAUUUUAUUGUAUACAAUGUGAUUCAUUACAAUGUAUUUCAUGUGAAAAACAAAUUCAUAACAGUUCAAAUAAUAAUAAACAUGAACGAUUAGAUCUAAAUGAAAUCGCUGACGAAUAUUGUUCAAUCAAUAAAAGCCAUCCAGCUGUUUUUCAUUGUUCAACUUGUACAUUAUCAUUUUGUUAUUCAUGUUAUAAAAACAAACACCAACACUCAGAUGGAAGAGAACAUAAACUACUAAAAUCUAAAGAAGAACAAACAUUCAUUACAGAAAAGGAUAAUGAACAUUCUCGAAUAGAAGCAAAACCAUUUUAUCCACCUUUAUCCUCAGAUGAACAUAACAAUAAUAUUCAUAAACAAAAUAACUAUAAAAAUACAGCUGCAUCAACAUUUGCCGAUAUUGAACUAAAUAAUUAUGAUGAACAUUAUAUUUCACCAUCACAACAACAAAAUGAUUUGAAACAAACAAAAACUUCCACAUCUACUAUAUCUGAACAAAAACAAAAUACGAAUCACAUAUACAAACAAGAAAAAUUGAAUGAGCAACUAUCCGAUGCAGAUUAUCAACGAAAUCAAUUGAAUACAGAUUCAAAUGGAGUUUUUCUAUUAUUAAAUGCUCAAGAACAUCUAACUGUUAAUAAUGAAUUUGAUUUUAUUCGUCAAUUAAAAUCUUCAUCACAAGAUCCAAAUGUUAAAUGUAUUUCAAUUAUUGGUAAUACAGGUGAUGGAAAAUCAUAUACAUUAAAUCAAGUCUUUUUUAAUGGCAAAGAAAAAUUUCAUACAUCAUCAACAACUGAAUCAUGUACAAUGGGUGUAUGGGCAGCAUUAGAUGAAAAUCAACGAACACUUAUACUUGAUACUGAAGGUCGACUUGGUUUAUCACAAAAUGAUAAUAUUCGUAAUAGACUUUUACUUAAAAUUUUAUGUAUUAGUGAUAUUAUUAUAUUUCGAACACGAGCACCUAAAUUACCAAAUGAUAUGUUUCAGUUUUUAUCUGAUGCUUCAAAUGCAUUUCUAAAAUUUUUUCGAAGAGAAUUAGAAAAUGUUAUGAAAAAUUGUGAAGACAAUAAUCGAGUGGCUAGUGAUGUUACACCAAGAAAAUUUAUGGAAAUGGUUGUUUUUGCUGGAAGUUAUAUAUCAGCUCCAACAAAAAUGUUAACAGAAAUGGUGGCAGAUCAAAUAGCACCAUCAUAUUGGGUACCAAAUAAAGAUGUGAAUGAAUGUUCGCAUUGCAAACUAAUUUUCGGAUCAGAGCAUUCAAAACAUCAUUGUCGAGCAUGUGGUCAUGUGUUUUGUGAUACAUGUACAACAAGUCGUCGUGUUGUUCCAUGGAUUGAUGCUGACAAACCUGUUCGUGUAUGUGAUAAAUGUUAUGCUAAUCCACAAUCACGUCCACCUUCAGCAAUUCAAAAUUCAUCUUUAUCAUUAAUAGAAAAAGAUAAAUCAGAUAAUCAAAAAUCAAAACAAAAUGGUUAUGAUGUUGGUAGUAGCGGAGAUUCUGCGAGCACUGCCUCAUCCGGUGAGCAUCUCAGCGAUCUGUGUUUAUCUCCAUCUGAUAUUUUCGAUAUCGAGCACCCAGGAGCAGGGCCAGUUUCAGUGGAUAUUCCUGCAAGUAGACGAGUUUAUGAAACAUUUAAAACUGGUCUUGAAAAAAUCGGUGUGAAUUAUCCGAUUGAACUGAUUAAAGAAAGUACUCGACCAAAUUAUUGGCGACCAGAUCAUGAAUGUCGUGCUUGUUUCAUUUGUAAGCGCGCAUUUAAUAGUACAACAAAUCGAUUACAUCAUUGUCGAAAUUGUGGCGAUGCUGUUUGUGAACAAUGUUCACCAAAAAAACGUCCUGUACCAGAACGAGAUUGGUUAACACCUGUACGUGUAUGUAAAUCAUGCAAUGAAGCAAUGAACGAAUCAACAAGUGGACAGAAAUAA
This is a messenger RNA of Rotaria sp. Silwood1, 1986 nucleotides long. The record is from the annotation of a GenBank genome assembly. Lineage: Eukaryota; Metazoa; Rotifera; Eurotatoria; Philodinida; Philodinidae.